AUGAACGGUGUUGGCUGGACAAGUAAUGACAGUGAAAAGUGGAUGAGAGUGAAAAAAGCGAACAGCAAUCAGAGCUGGGACAAGCUGAGAAAGCUUGGAGAUGAGAAAGCUAGGCUGCGCGGGCCGGGCCCGGUCCACGGGGCCGGGCGGGGUGGGGGUGUUGGGGUGCUGCCAAGGCGCUCACCCCCCGCUGCCCUUCGUUUUCUCUCCCCAGUGCCCGGCGUUGCCGAGUUCGCCGCCUCCUUCAAAAGCCCUAUUACAAGUUCUCCUCCCAAGUGGAUGGCUGAAUUAGAAAACGAUGAUAUCGAUAUGUUAAAGGAGUUGGGGAGCCUCACUACAGCUAACCUGAUGGAAAAAGUUCGUGGCCUGCAGAACCUGGCUUAUCAGCUGGGACUGGAUGAAUCUAGAGAAAUGACUCGAGGGAAAUUCCUGAACAUCCUAGAGAAACCCAAAAAGUAGCUGACACAUCUGGAGUUUGGACAAAAAUACCCCAACUAGAUCAUCUUACAUACUGUGGAUCCAGAUGAACCCCAGAACUUCUAAGAAGUACAAAGCUCUUGCUCUAGACCCUCAGAAGCAAACAUCUCUCACUGCUUCCACAGCUCAUCUCUUCACGGGGGAGAUGUGUAUUGCAGAUACAGGUCACAAGGACUGCAAUUGGUUGUGUUGGAAUUCGGACUUCAUCUGACCGUAAGAUGUCCAACAAGAGGACUUGGCCCUGGCGUGCUGUGGCAAAGUUACCUGUUUUAAUCAGCUAUUCCAAGUGAACAUCCAUAGUGUCCUUAUUCAAAUGCUCUCAGCGGCAGCACCUAUUUCAAGUACAUGGCAGAUCUGACACUGGCCAGUGCACAUCAUGAGGCAUUGACCUUUUUGUAUGUCUUUUGUCUUAGAUGCAUUGAUUUCCUAUGUGCAACUUCUGUG
This is a messenger RNA of Egretta garzetta (little egret), 921 nucleotides long. It is a transcript of the gene LIN52, whose product is annotated as lin-52 DREAM MuvB core complex component. The coding region runs from base 1 to 459 and encodes 152 amino acids. The record is from RefSeq and is a predicted model, not a curated record. Gene Ontology annotation, cellular component: DRM complex. NCBI's taxonomy places the organism in Eukaryota, Metazoa, Chordata, Aves, Pelecaniformes, Ardeidae. Gene Ontology annotation, biological process: regulation of DNA-templated transcription. The transcript is spliced from 5 exons.